GCACCCCCACCAACCCCAAAAGUUCCAUUAAUAACACAACGUGAGUGUAUAGUAAAAGUGAGUUGAGAAUAACAUCCUGAAAAAGAAAUAACUUGUUAGGAUGACAAAGUCGGCGUAAAAGUGACGUGACAUUUGCGUGUGAUGUGGGCAACAUUUUAGCAACAGGUGUUGAAAUUGAUCACGAUGAAAUACAUUCACCAAUUUGUUCAGUCAAUCACAAUCUUCGUUUUAGUGGUCAAUAAUAAAGCAUCAGGUGAGCCGCAGUUCGCGGAAUUGAUCCGCAACGUCACCGUGACGCUGGGCCGUGAGGUUGUCUUAUCUUGCGUCGUCGAUAACUUGGCGGAAUACAAAGUAGGCUGGCUGAGGGCUGAAGAUGAAACGAUUUUGAGUCUCCACCGUCGUGUCGUGACUCACAACCCACGCGUUGCUGUGACGACACGCGUCUCUGUCGGCUCAUCCCACCAAUCACGAACGUGGAACGUCUUGCACAUUCGGAAAGUCAAGGAAUCUGAUGAAGGAUGCUACGUGUGUCAGAUCAAUACCUUCGUGAUGAUGAAACAAGUGGGUUGCAUCCAAGUUCAGGUGCCUCCAAACAUCGUUGAUGAGAGUACGGGCGACGUAUCGGUCAAUGAAUUUGAUAACGUGACACUGGUAUGCAAGGCCACGGGAAAACCCUCUCCCAGGAUCGUCUGGCGUCGUGAGGAUGGACAUAAUAUGAGCCCUAUCAACCCCCAAUGGAAUGCAACUAGUUUCAUCUCUAGUUAUUGGCAUCGCGGGAGAGUUAAUAAAGUGGACGAUGAAAGAGGAGAGAAACUGCGACUUUACGGAGUGACCCGCCGAAUGAUGGACAUUUAUUUGUGCAUUGCAUCCAACGACGUUCCACCAAUCGUCAGCAAACGGGUCGUCCUAAAUGUCAAUUUUGCCCCACUAGUGACGACCACAACCAAUAAAAUUGCGGACGGAGUGCUGGGCAUCGAAAUCCGUCUGACUUGCCAAAUAGAGUCCCAUCCGCCCAGUCUCAAUCAAUGGAUGAAACGGGACCGCAAUAAUUCAAUCACGGCUAUCUUACCCAGCACGAAAUACAGUGUUAAAGAUGUCAGACUAAAUAGUCCCAGCAACUACAAGACAAACACUACGCUGACGAUCCACGACAUCCAACCGGAAGAUAUCAGGAAUUCCUACAUUUGCGUUGCCGUUAAUUUCCUGGGUCAAGCGGAAGCCUCGAUUGCAUUCUAUGGAAAUAUAGAAGAAACAACAAUAAUCCAAACGCCGGAUGUUAUCCACCCAACUGUCAGCAUCCCACAUUCUAGCAGCAAUAUGAUCAACAAAGAUGAAGGUGUCUUUCGGGCUGGUAAUGAGUCGAUUUUAAAUGGACAUAGCAAGAGCAGCAUCCAUAACGCCAAUAAAAAGAAACAUAAGCAUCACCACAAAGAAUCUCAUAUAGAGGACAGUUCACGGCCACUUGACCAGCAACUUAAACAAGAGACGAUACCAAAGUCUACUGGGUUUAAAAUCGACACUAAUCAGCAAAUAUUUUCAAGUGCAAGUGCUGUCGGUUCAAUUCCUGUUUUAUCUUUUUUAAUAAUUAUUUUAACUUAUUCGAUUCAUUUUACGUGUUUAUAUGCUCUGUAGAGAGAAUUUAACAUGUAUAAAUUGGCUCGACAACUCAA
Messenger RNA from Daphnia pulicaria, 1670 nucleotides. RefSeq names its product opioid-binding protein/cell adhesion molecule homolog. The transcript has 10 exons. Gene Ontology annotation, cellular component: neuron projection. The record is from RefSeq and is a predicted model, not a curated record. Lineage: Eukaryota; Metazoa; Arthropoda; Branchiopoda; Diplostraca; Daphniidae. Bases 184 to 1632 code for a protein of 482 amino acids.